Molecule: messenger RNA, 2181 nt
Organism: Cucurbitaria berberidis CBS 394.84
Lineage: Eukaryota; Fungi; Ascomycota; Dothideomycetes; Pleosporales; Cucurbitariaceae
Product: E3 ubiquitin-protein ligase-like protein bre1
Exons: 3
Coding region: 1-2181 (726 amino acids)
Cellular component (GO): HULC complex; nucleus
Molecular function (GO): ubiquitin protein ligase activity
Source: RefSeq, a predicted model, not a curated record
AUGAGGCUCGAAGCCAGGACCGUGGCACCCCCAUCGCUUGACGCUGUCAAGAUGGAGGACCGCAAGCGGCCCAUGGCCGAUGACUCUGCUCCUCCUGCUAAGAGGCAAGCCGUGACUGUCAACGGUGCCCGAUCGCAUCCAGACGCUGACUUGCCAUGGAAAGAUGACCUCGAGGCUUUCCAGAAAGACGCCAUUCUACGGCAGAUGCGCGAGUUCAAGCGAGAAAAGGUCACCCUCGAGUCGCAGUUGACCGAGUUGGAGAAGCGCUCGCAGCACCACGACGACCAUCUGCGGAUAAUAGACUCUUGGUUUGAUCAGCUUGUCGAUGAAAUCAAAGUCCGCAGUGCACAAAAACUGCCUGUAUCAUCAGGUGAUCCUGCCUUUAGUCCCUCGAUACCCGCUGCCCUCUUCUUCGAGGAUAGUCAAACCCUCAAGAAACACUUGUCUAGUCGCAAAGACAAGAUACUGGUGUCACUAUCUGGACUUUUUGCUAGUUACCCCCCCAGUAGCCCAGAAGUUGCAGAUCUGCAGGAGAAGCUAUCAAACCUGUUAGCUAAUGAGAAGGACCACCUUGUCCGGCUGCAGCGACUCACUACGGAGAAGGAGCAAUUGUCAGACCGUUUGGAUACGGCUACUCAUCGUUAUCUGGUUGCCGAGAAGAAGAUUGACCGACUAAAGAGUAGCCAAGUUCAGAAGCUUGAACAGCAAGCAGUUGCCAGCAGCGUUGUAAAGGAGGAGAUACCAUCUGCAACUAACGGUGCCGAGGCUAUCAAUGGCGCAUCACCCGGUCCAGUCAGUGAAGAGGUGGAAGCAUCCCGCAACCAGGCAGUGGCCGAAGCACUGAAAAGAAAAGAGCAACUCGAACAGAUCGAGCAGGAGAACAAGAAACUGACUGAGGAGGUGUCAGCUCUAAAAGUGAAGCUCACUGGACUAUCGGACGACGACUACGCCAAAACGGAUCUGUUCAAGGCGUUAAAGAAUCAACACGAGGACGUAAUCAAACGUAUCAACAACCUGGAAGCGACUAAUAUCCAAUUACGGGAAGAAGCGCAGAAAUACCAGGCAGAGCGGACAGCUUAUCGUAUCAAAAUCGAUGAUGAGACCCGUUCGUCUUUGGCAGAGUCUGAGAGUAACGUCUCACAAGCUGAAGCGAACCUCGCCCGCAUUCGGAGUGCCCGAGAUGAGCUCAUGGCCAAGAAUAGCGUUCUCGAAACCAGCCACAAAGAUACGUAUGCGUCUACGGAGCAAUCGAAAGAGCUUGUAAGCGCGUGCGAGAGCCGAAUUGCAGCUCUAGAGUCCGAAUGUGAGCGACUGCGUCUGCAGAUUGCCAACGGGCAGAUUACCGACAGCCAAGCAACCUCGGAACCCGACGAUUUGACGCCAGAGCAAUUGCGCACUAAAAUCUCCAGCCUGGAGAACCAGUUGAAGCUUCUAAGUAACGAGUUGCCAUCAAUGGAGGCGGCGUGGAAGAAGGCCCAAGCAAUUGCAAGUAAAAAGAUUGCCGAGAUUGCUACGUGGGAAGAUAACGUCGCAAAAGCACACGCCGACAAGGCGAAAGCGGACCAGAAGUUUUUUGCGGCCAUGAAGGCCAAAGGAGAGUUGGAACAGCAGAUUCGGAUCCUCCGUGCUCAGGCCACAAAAUCGACCGAGGUUGUUGCACAAUUGAAAGAGGCGGACUCACUCAGCCGAUCACUGGUGGACAAGCUAGAGAAGCAGACUGCUGAGAUGCGUUCGCAGAUGGAGGAGCUGUCAGUCCAGCAUCGUCAGCUGCAGCAGAAGGUCAGCGAAUACGCAAUCACAUCCGAAGGUCAAGUCAGUCAGAUCGUGGAGCUGAAGAAGGUUGUUGAAGCCAAAGAUACAACCUGCCUCGCUGCAAGACACGCUCAGCGUGAAUCGGAGACCGAGCGAGACAAGUUGACUGCACAGGUCGCAGGACUGGAGAAGCAAGUUCAGAUCUGGAAGAAGAAGAGCACCGGAAAUCAGAGCGCCGAGACCGCCAUCAUGGAGUCUAUGAUCCAGUGCCAGAUCUGCAAAAGCAAGUUCAAGAACACAGUCAUCAAGACUUGUGGGCACAUGUUCUGCGAUCAGUGUGUACAAGAUCGUCUCACUAACCGCGCGAGGAAGUGUCCAAAUUGCGGCAAGGCGUUCGGCAGCAACGAUACGAUGCGCGUACACCUUUGA